Messenger RNA from Malaclemys terrapin pileata, 9044 nucleotides. RefSeq names its product thrombospondin 2 (gene THBS2). The coding region runs from base 249 to 3797 and encodes 1182 amino acids. The transcript has 22 exons. Lineage: Eukaryota; Metazoa; Chordata; Testudines; Emydidae. Gene Ontology annotation, cellular component: extracellular region. The record is from RefSeq and is a predicted model, not a curated record. Gene Ontology annotation, biological process: cell adhesion; negative regulation of angiogenesis. Gene Ontology annotation, molecular function: protein binding; calcium ion binding.
GGAGGAAUGAAUUCAAAAGCGCUUCCUUGUGUGGCUGAUUGACAGCAGUACACGCGAUGGAGAGUAUAUAAAAGCAGAGAGCAGCCCCUCGCAAGCCACUGGAAGAAAUCUCAGCCAGACUACAGCAGAUUCCGCAGCCCCGAGGAAGCCUGGAGUUUGCACUUCGCUUUUUCAAAUAACUCCCGCUCUCUUGCUUUUUGGAUUUGAUUUGGAGCGUUAACAAUAAAAGAGCAGCAGCAGAUCCUUUUAUGCCGGGAGUUAUGCUACAGAGGAGCAGGCUGUUGUGGCUAAUUGUCUUGCUAACUUUGUGGGCUUCUUCAAAUGCUCAGGAUGGUAACAAGGAAGAUGAGACUACGUUUGACUUAUUUCAAAUCAGUAACAUAAGCCGAAAGACAAUUGGAGCAAAAUUAUUUCGGGGUCCAAAUCCCACCGUCCCGGCAUAUCGUUUCAUCCGAUUUGACCAUAUACCUCCAUUUAAUCCAGAGAAAUUCAAACAGAUUCUCAACCUCAUCCGGAAAAAUGAGGGCUUUAUUCUUUCAGCCACCCUAAGGCAGGACAGGCAAUCCAGAGGUACUAUCAUUGCUUUAGAGGGCCCUGGCAUCUCUCAGAGACAGUUUGAGAUUAUUUCCAAUGGCCGAGCCAAUACCCUGGACCUUAUCUAUUGGGCAGAUGGCUCCCAGAAUGUAAUUUCCUUGGAAGAUGUGGACCUAGCAGACUCACAUUGGAAGAACCUCACAGUGCAAGUAACAGGGGAGAACUACAGCCUCUAUGUUGGUUGUGACCUUAUUGACAGCUUCAUCCUGGAGGAGCCUUUCUAUGAGCAGCUGAAAGCAGAGAACAGUAGAAUGUAUGUGACAAAGGGGUCCAUUCGAGAGAACCAUUUCAGGGGUCUAAUUCAAAAUAUUCAUUUAAUUUUUGAUACUUCAGUAGAGGAUGUUCUGCGUAACAAAGGAUGUCAGAGGAGCCAGACAACUGAAGUGAACACUAUCAAUGAGAGUACUGAAAUCCUUCACCUUAACCCUGCUGUCACCACGGAGUAUGUUGGUGAACAGACAGAGAAGACGAUGGAGUUCUGUGACCGCUCCUGUGAAGAGCUGGGAACUAUGUUCACUGAGCUCACUGGGUUGCGCAUUGUUGUUAACAAUUUAGUGGAUAACCUUCAAAAAGUGUCUGAGGAGAAUCAAAUUAUGUGGGAAUUGAUUGGGCCUAACAAAACUCUAAAGAACCAGUCGGUCUGCUGGCAGGAUGGUCGUGCCUUUGCAGAUAAUGAAAACUGGGUUGUGGAUAGCUGUACCAAAUGUACCUGCGAGAAUUCUAAAACCGUGUGCCAUCAAAUCACUUGCCCAGCAGUGUUUUGUGCCAAUCCAUCAUUUAUUGAAGGUGAAUGCUGUCCUGUCUGCUUUCAUUCCAAAGACAGUGAAGAUGGUUGGUCUCCAUGGUCGGAGUGGACAGAGUGCUCAGUGACAUGUGGCUCUGGAACACAGCAGAGAGGAAGGUCAUGUGAUGUCACCAGCAACACUUGUGUAGGCCCGUCCAUCCAGACAAGAACGUGUAGUCUUGGCAGAUGUGACAAUCGCAUACGUCAAGAUGGUGGCUGGAGUCACUGGUCUCCUUGGUCUUCCUGUUCUGUGACCUGUGGAGUAGGCAACAUCACUCGCAUCCGUCUCUGCAAUUCCCCCAUCCCGCAGAUGGGUGGGAAAAUUUGUAAAGGAAGUGGCCGUGAAACAAAAGAAUGUGAGGGAGUCCCAUGUCCAGUUAAUGGUAGAUGGGGUCCUUGGUCUCCAUGGUCCACAUGCUCUGUCACCUGUGGAGGAGGGAUCCGUGAGAGGUCUCGUCUCUGUAACAGCCCAGAGCCACAGUAUGGAGGAAAGAAAUGUGUGGGAGAUGUCAUGCAACAUGAUAUAUGCAACAAGAAUGAUUGCCCAAUUGAUGGGUGUUUGUCAAAUCCGUGCUUUCCUGGAGCAGAAUGCAGCAGUUACCCUGAUGGGUCUUGGUCAUGUGGCCCAUGUCCAGCUGGGUACCUCGGUAAUGGAACAGUGUGUGAGGAUCUUGAUGAGUGUAUAGCUGUGCCAGACGUUUGUUUUAAGGUGAAUCAGGUCCAUCGCUGUGUGAACGCAAAUCCAGGGUUCCACUGCCUGCCCUGCCCUCCACGCUACAAAGGAAAUCAGCCUUUCGGGGUGGGCCUGGAGGCUGCCAAGACAGAAAAGCAAGUGUGUGAACCUGAAAAUCCAUGCCUAGAUAUGACACACAGCUGCCACAAAUCUGCAGAGUGCAUCUACCUAGGCCAUUUCAGUGACCCUAUGUACAAGUGUGAAUGUAGAACAGGAUAUGCUGGUGAUGGACGCAUCUGCGGUGAAGAUUCUGACCUGGAUGGUUGGCCCAAUAGCAACCUGGUCUGUGCUGCCAAUGCUACUUACCAUUGCAUGAAGGAUAACUGCCCCCAUCUGCCUAAUUCUGGACAGGAAGACUUUGAUAAGGAUGGCAAAGGUGAUGCCUGUGAUGAAGAUGAUGACAAUGAUGGGGUAGAGGAUGACAAAGACAAUUGCCCUCUUCUGUUCAACCCCCGUCAGUUUGAUUAUGACAAGGAUGAAGUUGGUGACCGUUGUGAUAAUUGCCCGUAUGUGCACAACCCUGCUCAGAUUGACACUGAUAAUAACGGAGAGGGUGACUCAUGUGCUGUGGAUAUUGAUGGUGAUGACAUUUUUAAUGAACGAGAUAACUGUCCAUACGUUUACAACACUGACCAGAGAGAUACAGAUGGGGAUGGAGUAGGUGAUCAUUGUGAUAACUGUCCAUUGGUGCACAAUCCCGAUCAGACUGACAUAGAUAAUGACCUGGUUGGUGACCAGUGUGACAACAAUGAGGACAUAGAUGAAGAUGGCCACCAGAACAACCAAGAUAACUGCCCCUACAUCCCCAAUUCUAACCAGGCUGACCAUGAUAAGGAUGGCAAAGGGGAUGCAUGUGAUUCUGACGAUGACAAUGAUGGUGUUCCUGAUGACAGGGACAAUUGUCGGCUCAUGUUCAACCCUGACCAAAAGGACUCUGAUGGUGAUGGCAGAGGUGAUAUCUGCAAAGAUGAUUUUGACAACGACAGUGUCCCAGAUAUUUAUGACGUGUGCCCCGAAAAUAUUGACAUCAGUGAAACUGACUUCAGAAAGUUCCAGAUGGUCCCCCUGGAUCCAAAGGGAACAGCUCAAAUUGACCCCAACUGGGUUAUUCGCCACCAGGGCAAAGAACUGGUGCAGACUGCCAACUCUGAUCCUGGCAUAGCAGUAGGUUUCGAUGAGUUCACCUCUGUUGACUUCAGUGGCACAUUCUAUGUUAACACAGACCGUGAUGACGAUUAUGCCGGGUUUGUGUUUGGUUAUCAGUCCAGCAGUCGAUUUUAUGUUCUGAUGUGGAAGCAAGUCACACAGACCUACUGGGAGGACAAGCCCACCAGGGCUUAUGGUUAUUCAGGGGUAUCACUCAAAGUAGUGAACUCCACGACUGGCACUGGUGAGCACUUGAGAAAUGCUCUCUGGCACACUGGAAACACACCUGGACAGGUACGUACCUUGUGGCAUGACCCCAAGAAUGUUGGCUGGAAAGAUUAUACUGCCUAUAGGUGGCAGUUGAUUCACAGGCCUAAAACAGGAUUAAUAAAAGUUUUAGUAUAUGAAGGAAAACAGGUCAUGGUAGACUCUGGACCAAUCUAUGAUACGACCUAUGCUGGUGGACGAUUAGGUCUUUUUGUCUUCUCUCAAGAAAUGGUCUACUUCUCUGACCUCAAAUAUGAAUGCAGAGAUUUCUGAGCUAUGGUUGCUACAUUACCAGCAAAGUACUGUAGAUGCUGUGCAACCUAGACACCUCAGUACAUCCUGGUACUCCCAACUUCUCUUUCUGUGUACCUCCUCCUCCUCCGGCCUUCUGUUCAACUAACCUUGUACCUCCCUGCUGCCAAGAGUGGCUUAGCCAAUCCUGCGCUCAAGUGCCUUCUGAAAACUAAGACUAAUGGGACCUAAAUGUGAGCGUCCAACCCACCACUGAAGCAAAAGCAGAUUGAUACAUUAGAACAUUUUUGUAGAGUGAAAACUUAGCAAGACUUGUUUAUUUGUUUUUUUACAAAGGAAUGACGUUUACAUAUAAAGUGUAAUUACUUAAUGUAUUUAUAUAUAUAUGGAGAAAAAGGGGAUGCAUAUCAUCCAUUGUCUUAAACUAAGUGGGAAAAAAAGUGUUAAAACCACUUUUUUAUGCGUAGGGUUGACACUUCCCUUGCUCCGAUCAGGGCUGGACCUCAGUAACACAAAACCUCUGAGCCUAAUUUCAGUAAAAUAACAAAGGGACCACACCAACAAUAUCUAGCCUAAUAAGGAAGAAGCCAUUGGAGAAUAAAGUGAAGGCCACAUAAUAUGAAGAUGGCUUGAUGCAAAAAGAUCUUUCAGCUGAUAAGGAUGCUUUUACUAACUCUUCAAAAAUACCUUUUAAGAUUAGAAGUUGCUGAAACUUCAGAUUUUUAGUUUCAAAUAAUGUCUAACUAGAAAUAACAAUGCAUGUUAUUUGUAUGGACUUAAAUCAGGACAAAUACAAUUGAACCAGCUCUUAAACUUCAACAUAAGAAAGCAUAGCAAUUCAGUUAAGCACAUAAGGCCAUCCACUGUGGCUUUUAUAAAAUGGUUUCCAGUUGGCCAGUGUACAUCUUUUUUUGCAUUCCCUCUUGCUAAACAUAUUUCAUGACCAUCUGGAACAAGUUGAACCUGAACCACUUUUCCAUCUCUGCUGCAAAAAGCACUUUGACAUCCUGAAUCCUGAUCUAGGAUUAUGAAAAGGUAGCCACGCUACCAUUACCUGAUUUGGAAAUUCGGAAAUUAAGGUUCCAGUUAUAAAUAUUUUGUUAAUAUUUAUCAUGAUUACACAUACUGCUACCUUCUCUGAUAAUUUAUUUUUAAAGCCUGUCAUACAGUGCAUUAGUAAUGCAUUAUUAACAAAUAAUGCUAGAACAAUCUGUUAAAAAAGCAUAUCACAACAUGAAGAUAUCAUUGAAGCAAUGUACACCCUUGUUUAAACAUGCGGUUUUAGGUCAUUACAAUCCAGCAUGCUCUAAAGUAGCACAUGAUUAAAUAAAUAAUAAUGAGGAAUUUAUAAAUGGAACCUUAAUAUAUAUAUACGGUUAUCCUAAUUUUAGUAUUUUGUAUUGUUACCUAUGUCUGCUGUAUAUAGAACUGUUUUAUUUUUUAAAUAAUGCUGAAGGGAUACCAGUGUUUAUUCUAACCAGAUACAACAGUUAUUCAGUUAUACAAUAGUAUGCAAGUAUUUAACACUUUUUUGUUUUGUUUAAGAUGUAUGAGCUUUGUUCACAAAAAAAACCUCUUGCUGGUGUAAUUUUAAUCACAGAUGAGGUUUACUAAGGGAAUACAGUAUCUCUUGCCUUAUCAUAGGGCAUGGUGAGCCAAAUGUUGACUCAGCUCAUUUUUUCCUUUUAAAUAGAUUUUACUGCUAUAUUCAUUAGAAAGAAUUCACAGUUUGGGGCUUUAUUGCACAUUUUACAGUCUCUUUAUAUUAACAAACCCUUUUUUAAAAAAAAAAAAAUCCUCCUUAUGAGGUUUUUUGAGUUUGUUGCAAUUCAUACUUUUGUUGUUUCAAAUUGUAUCCCCAAGUCCCAAUGAGAAAGUGGGGAGAUUUCAUUAAAUGUAAUGAUUGUGAUGGACGUGUAGGGUUUUUUGGUUUGGUUUUGUGAAAGCAUGACAUCAGUGUGGGGAUGAAGAUGUUAAUAUUUAGAUUGUACCAUAAUUUUCCUAUUCUAUGUAAAUUAUUUAUGAAGAUUUUCUUUUUUCUUUUUCUUUUUUUCUUUGCAAGGGUGUGUGUGUGCAUGUGAGAGAAAAAAGGAGGGAGAGAAUGAGAUCAAUGAAACUUCACUUUGUUUUGCCAAAGAUUGUAAAUAAUUAUUUAUUUGUUUACACAGACAAAAUUCACCAUUUAACAUCCUGCUUCAUUUAGUCAGAUCAUCAUUUUUUAUAUUUUAACAAUUAAUGAUAGGAAAUAAACUGUAAAAAGGUUUUAUAAAAAAAAAAUCUCUUUACCUUUUUUAUAGUUAAAAAUGUUUCUUUAAAAAAGAAAAAAAGAAAGAGCUACCAGGCCCUGAAACUCUCUGGUAACUAAACAAACCUGUUGCUUGGUUAUAAAUCAUUUCAUGUCAAACGGAUCUGUUGGUUAGUUACAAAUCAUUGAGUAUAUUUUAAGGAUGUAACAGCAGGCUUCCUGGUCUCAUUGAAAAGAGCCAUAAUUCCACAUAAUAACACGGCUACCCCCUGAUACUUGACAUAAUUCCACUUGAGCCACUUAAUCUCUUGGUGAACCACCCAAAAUUGUUUUAUUUCUGACACUAUAAUUGAGAAAUUCACUCCUGCUUCUUGUCAUUGCCAGACAAAUGCACAGGUUUCUGCACUGGAUCUUGGCCCAGCGUAACUGAACAGAUGUAUAGUUUGGUCCUGUAAUCCUUACUCCCACACAUCCUAUUGAAGUCAAUGGGAUAUAUUAGUGUGAAUAAAGAUUACCCACACAAUCAAGGGUUUCAGGAAUGAGCGCUUUGGGAUGGUUCACACAGAACAAGAAAUGAGAAAAAAAAUCUCAAAACAACACGAUGAUAAGAUGAUGGUAGAUGAUAAACUGCAAUCAUUUGGAGAGGGGGCAGGUGAAUUGGUUUAGAAAAAACAAGAACACCCAUCAUGCCAAAACUUUGCAAACUUUGCAAAAUGAACCUGAACCAAACAUUUCUUUAAAUGUCUGAAUAGGCCUGCACACCCCCAACUUUAAUUUUCACGUGCCUUUCCAAUUUGGUGUUCCAACGGGGAUUGGAAACAAAAGUUUGUUCAGGUGACACUUCUAGAUAUGAUCUGAAGUAUGAGAAAUGUCACACAAGAAAGCCAUAGAAUCUUUUGCUAAAACCCCAAAAUCUUUCGAAAGCAUAUCUGAACUGAUUCCGAUCUCCAGGCUUGUGGAGAGUUAUCCAUCACUAGCUUUGACUGCCAUUUGGGCUGCAGAGGCAAAGGCUGUUUUGACAUAUUGUGGCAGAUAGCCUCAGAGAAAGGAAAAGUCUAAUAACAACAGCAUGACAAAAAUACAGGGUGUCUGAAGAAAAUAGGGAUGAAAAUGCCUGAAAAGAAAGUACUGCUACGAGUUAAUGCAUUCAUAUAAAACAAUAACAUACUCUGACUUUCCUUCAUAUUUCUAGCUAAAUUAGAACUGAGGACCUUGAAGAAGUUCAGAAACAUUUGGUUAACAUUUGAAAAAAAAACAUUUUUUUUUUUUGCAGCCUCUGAACUUCUUUUUUCAAGAUGGAAAUGGAAAGAAAAGUGUUGAAAGAGACCAAAAAGCAGACUAUUUCUUCAGUGUGGUGGGAGCAGUGGGCCAGUGACUAGAAUUGAGUUCUGGUUCUGACACUGAUUUGUUUUGUCCACUGUCACACAUCACUUACAGUCUUUGGGCCUCAGUUGCCCUGUGUAUAGAACAGGAAUGAUAAAAUUUGCCCUCCAUGGCAAAGUGCUUUGAGAUCUGUGGGUGAAAAGUGCUAUAUAAUUGCCAUGUAUUAUUAUUUCUGGACCAAACAAACCAAUCAAUACUGAAAAUCCCAUGAAAGCAAGUUAUGACUAGAUUUCCAGUCCAAUUUUGCAGCAGUUUAGCUAUUUUAGAUAAGUUUCAGCUAGGCCUCUGAAUUUUAGAGUGUUUAUCUGAACUGAGCUACUGAAUCUUUAAAAGUUUGUUCAGCACCAGGUUAAAAUAUCUACAAGGGUUUUCAUCCAUGAGGAAGACAAAAACAAGAGUCAGACCUGUGACCUCUCAUGUUAAACAGCCUGAAAAGUAGCAUAAGUAAUGUUAACAUCUGUGUCUACAAUAGGUGUUGGAAGUAGGAGUGCUGGAGGUGCUGCCGCACCCACUGGCUUGAAGUGGUUUCCCUCAUAUACAGCAUUUACAAUUUGGUUCAAUGGCUCUCAGCACCCCCACUAUAUAAAUUGUUCCAGCACCCCUGAUGUCUACUGCUUGCUAGUUUCAUUCUGGGACAGCAGUUGAACAGAAUGUAAGUCAGUGAGCCAAAUCCUGAUCUUGGUGAACUCGGUGGGAGUUUUGCCGUUGACUUCAAUGGGAUCUGGGUUAGGUUCAGUGUUCAAUUUUCACAGCAAAAGUCAGUAAAAGAAAAGCUAAUGCUCACAUGGGAACAUCUGCUGUACAAAGCCAUUUGAAAAAUAAAUAACUAUGUAAUAACUUGGCAAAGAUUUGUUCCCAACAUGGAGGGGACCACCCCUGUAGAGCAGGAAGGGAGACCUUGAAACAAAAGGAACAUAGAACCACUCAAACCAAAGGGCCAUCUGAUUCAGUAUCCUGUCUCUUGACAGGGGCCAAAAUCAAAUGCUUCAGCGGAAGGUGUAAAACCCAUAUGAUUAAAAAUAAUACAUUAACAUGCCUAUGGGGGAAAUGUUCUUCCUAGCCCCAUGCAUUAAAGGCUAGUGGUUGGCUUAUGUCCUGAAGCAUGAGUGUUGUUUACUUUAGCAAGCUAAUAUAAUUGCAGAUAAUCUUAUUAUUCCUGUUUGUGUCUAAUUUAUUUGAAUGCCACUUCUUGGCCUCAGUAAACUCCAACAGUGAGUCCCACAGUUUGAUCAUGCAUGACAUAAAAUAUAUAUUUCCUCUUAUCAGUUGUAAAUGUAUUACCUUUUCCUUUCAUUGGAUGGCCUUUUUUUCUUGCCUUAUGAGAGAGGGUAAAUAAUAUAUACCUCUAUCAUGUCAGUUCUGAAUCAUUUCCUUCCCAAACCAAUUUGUUCUUUAUAAAGCUAUGUAACUGGGAGGAGAUGCUAUCAUUCUGUGUGUGUGUGUGUGUGUGUGUGUGUGUGUGUGUUGUGUGUGUGGGGGGGCACCCUGCCUGCUGAUGGGGGAAAGCUUUACAACAGCUGCCAUUUUGAAUUUCAGUACAGAUACAGAGACACUCACUGUAGUCACUCUCUCUCUCUCACAUGGAGACUCUGUAGUUUGUUGUUUUUCUUAAUCUGAAAUAAAUCAUCUAGACUGAAAAA